AUGAAAUUUAAUGAGAACACCAGGUAUGGUACAACAAAUGUUGUUAUAGAAAGGCACACCAUUGUUGAAACCUCCUCAGCACUUCCGUUUGAACGGCGUGAUCUAAGUCAAGAUACCACCAUCAGCUCUCUGAGCAAUGUUUCAUCUGGUCAGCAAGUCACCAUUAAAGGCCAUUUAACAGACCUAUUUGGCUCCAAGAAGAUCCUGUCCAGGUCGGGUCAAGAACUCAUCAAACAAGAUGGACUUGUGUCAGAUGCCACUGGCACAAUUAAGGUAACAUUUUGGGGUACCUUUGUUGAUGAAGCACAAAAAGGAAACACUUAUAACUUCAAACAAUUUAUAUAUAAAACGACAACUUUGGAAUUUAUAUCACAACAUCAUCGAGUCUUUCCACACUUGAGGAAACAGAGGCAUUCGAGGGACCACUUGCCAAACCCGAUAUCAGUCAGGAAGCCCUCACAAACAAAGAACUGAUUGUCAAUCUCCUUGGACUUUCCUCAGCCAGCCAACACAUCAGCUGCUCCUCGUGUAGAAGAAAGAUUGAAAGCGAAGAUAACCCUAGUAUUGCAUUCUGUUCAGCAUGCAACCUUACUCAAAAAGUAAGUCGUUGUUCAAAACAGUGGAUAGUUAAACUGUUUCUUCAAAGCAACGAAAAUCCCAACCAUAAAUUCAAUGUAACAGCUUUCAACAACAUUGUGCAGCAGCUCGUAGCUAGAUGUUUCACAGAUGACUCCCUAGAUCAAAUGACACCAAAACAGCUUACCAAUCAUUUGAUAGCAGAUAUUGAUGAACUCCACAUUGUAUAUGACACUAUCCAGAAAAAAAUCAUUGAACUAUCCUGA
Paramuricea clavata is the source of this 842-nucleotide messenger RNA. The record is from the annotation of a GenBank genome assembly. NCBI's taxonomy places the organism in Eukaryota, Metazoa, Cnidaria, Anthozoa, Malacalcyonacea, Plexauridae.